Messenger RNA from Toxorhynchites rutilus septentrionalis, 3722 nucleotides. Its product is annotated as zinc finger protein 32-like. Gene Ontology annotation, biological process: regulation of DNA-templated transcription. Gene Ontology annotation, cellular component: nucleus. NCBI's taxonomy places the organism in Eukaryota, Metazoa, Arthropoda, Insecta, Diptera, Culicidae. Bases 1680 to 3083 code for a protein of 467 amino acids. The record is from RefSeq and is a predicted model, not a curated record. The transcript has 6 exons. Gene Ontology annotation, molecular function: zinc ion binding; RNA polymerase II cis-regulatory region sequence-specific DNA binding; DNA-binding transcription factor activity, RNA polymerase II-specific.
GUAUUCGCGACUACGAAGCUGAAUUUGACAGCUUGUGUGCGUGAAGCGAAUGUCAACAAAGAAUUGCAAAAAGAAUGUGAUUUUUAAACGCACCGUUUUUAACGUUUUUUGCAGGAAUUUUCGUAAUAGUGAGAGCCAUCAGUCGGAGAAAAUGAAACCUGCUACGUAGCUGUGGAGUUUGCGGAUGUGUUCGAUUACGCUGCGGGUGGAAGCCGUUUAGUCGUCGAAGGCGAAAGAUUAUUCAAAGCUGGACAUCUUUUAAUAGUUGAUGUUGAAGAAGUUCACGAUGAAGGCUUCAGUAUUUUCUCGUCCUGCCUCCAGUCAUCAUCUCCAAGCUCGGAACCCCAUACAAUAAAAAUUCGUACGAAAAUCUCCUUCUCCAAAUGGUUGUUUUCGUGUUCCUGUAAAGCUGGCAAAGGGAAGUGCAAACACGUCAUGGCUGUUUUAUAUCAUUUGCCCAAGUAUGUUUUAUUUUAUUUCUUUAUUAUCGCACAUUUUGCACCAAGUUGGACUGUUUCACACUUUUUCAAAAGUGCGAAAAUGUGAAUGUGAAUACUUGGAGAGUAGAAGUUCGACACGGUGAAAUGGAGGCUACAAAUACGGGAGGUUUCGGUAGGUUCUAUCUUUAGCCGUAGUCGUUGGAUCCAGUCUAGAUACCGCGAUUUGUCCGUUUUCGGAGGGAAGGCAUGAAAAGAAAUUCCGGGGCGAUAUCUCUGCUUACAUCCGGGGACGACACAAACAAUACGGCUUUUGAAUUUUGCAGAUUGUUCGGAGUCAGCUUCAAGCAAAUUUCGUCCGACUUGCAUGUUCUCCGGGCAAUUUGCGCAGAUCUUUGUAUUUUAGGUAUUUUCUGAACACUAAGCGGAUAUUUUUAUAUCAAAUUUCAUUAAUUCGGUUUACCUCUCUCGCAGGUAGAUUGACAGAGGGUGUACUUCAACGGCUUUUUUUCACUACUAAAUGACAAUAAAUUUUGGUUCGGAGCAUCAAAACAGCUAAGAAAAACUAUUUUUCAACAAUUUCCACUAAUUGUAAGAUAAACACGGUACAAGUUUUCGAGAAAUAAGUAUAUUAAUUACAGAGAAAAUAUGCAACGGAUUGUUUACAUAUUUUUCACUCACACGCGAAACUUUCAUAGGUGGCGACACCGUACCUUCGAUGACGCGAAUUCGCGUUGACCGCAUUGAACUUCGUGUGCUGUCAUUGUGAAACGAAAACGAUCAUAGAUUUUCUUUUGGUAUAAACUCACUAUAAAAUUAAAAUUAUGAAUUAAAUUUAUGUUUCUGCAUCGAAUAUGUAUUCUGUUUAUAAGAGCAACAUAUUUUUUUCACAAACUGUGGAAAAAUAUAUUAAACAUAAAUUGUGUCUAACAGUGAAUUUAUAUUAUAAUCAUGAGUUUUAGUGGAAAUAUAGAAAAUGUAUAGGUAAAUGCUUGGUAAAGCAUAGAACUACGUGUUUAAAGUAGUCAAAUAACUUGAAGUAAAAAUUUUGAUUCAAAAUUGAACAAUAGAAAAGUGCCUUCGAGUUUACUAAUUUAAUAGAGAAUAAUUUGCCUCCCUAAACGGGUAUCGCCACCAGACGUGGUCACUGUACAUCUGUCAUCGCGUAUUGUUUUGGGUCUGAGAUAUUUGUAACGUAUAUUUACUUUUGCCAAGUGUUUUAAUAGAGUAGGAUAGCUUUCGAUGUCUUUAAAGUGUCCAAAGACUAAAACGCAAGCCUCGCGUCGGAAAAAGGCAGAACAUUUAAAACCAGAAUAUGUAGCUUCAAUUGUGGACGUAAAACAUGAUGCUACGCCAACCGAUGAAGAAGACAUGCUUGAGAUGGUCAAUAGCGUUGAUCCAUCGGAUAAUCAAUCACCAAAUAAGAGUAGAGCAAGAACAUCAUCCCAUAUAAUUCCUUUAAAAUCUGAAAGUGUAUAUUUACUACAUAACAUGCAGCCUACAAAUGAUUCAUGUUGUGCUCUGUGUCUGCGCAAAUACCAACAGGGAUUGUUCAUAAAAUUUUCCAGCGAAGCAGAUGGGAUCUAUUGGAACAUUGAUGAAUGUGAAACCAAAUUAAAAAAUGCAGUUGAUCUUGAGAUAAAGCUAGAGCAUCAUGUGAUCUGUCGAUCCUGCUGGUCCCUUGUGGAGGUUUUGCACAACUUCCGCGUAUGUUGUUUGAGAGCAGAAAAGCAGAUGGAACGAUUUACGGAUGGAAUUAACGAUGAUCCCAACAGCAAUUCAUGGCUAAGUGACGAAACGAUGGAAUCAAUUUGUCGUGUACACAUAGCGAUUCAAACACGCGUAGAGCGCAUCGAUUUAGAAACGCUAGCCAAAGAAACACCGGACAUGAUUCAGCCACAGUCCUACUCGAAUUUAGAUUCCAAUAAUUCUGUACCAAAUUUAAAUUCUAACCAAACAGAAGGAUUAUUGCCAGCGGACGUCGAUUUCAGUAAUACAGUGUCUGAACCAGUUAUGGGGAACAUCGACAUUUCAACUUGUAAAAACUGUUUGAGGCGAUUUGAUAAUAAAGCAGGAUACGCUUUACACAUCGUCCGUUGCAAAGCAUCUUCUGAGCAAAAUGCAAAGGCAAAAACAUUUUCUGUUUGUUCUAUUUGCUCAGCUUCGUUUGAGUCGCAACGAAUGCUUGAGUAUCAUCUUAAUAAACACAAAGGAAUCAAACCGUUCGAAUGCCGCCGCAAAUGUAAAUCCAGCUUUUAUAGUCCCGAAGUUAGGUGGAAACACGAACAAAAUUGCGGGAAAUCGGGACGGAUUUGCGAAAUUUGUGGCACCGUAUUAAAAUCCAAGCAUAGUCUCGCGAAUCAUAUGGAAGCCUUGCACGGAGAUAUUAAACUCCCUUGUGAUAUAUGCGGAUAUAUCUUCAAAAACAAGAAAUCAUUAUACCGACACAAGUUGGUACAUUCCGAUGUUCGGAAAUAUCCUUGCAAUGUUUGCGGGAAGGCAUUCAAAACGUCUUACGCGGCAAAUGUACACAUGAGGAUUCACACCCAGGAAAAACCAUUUCCGUGCACCCUUUGUAAUGAGAGGUUUACGUACAAAUGUUUACUCAACAAUCAUAUCAAACGUUUUCAUGAGAGGAUGGAAUAAAAACCAUCAGAAAAUUAAAAACCCUCAAUUCUCAAACUGUUUUUUUACUUCAAUUGAUAAGUAAAAAAAUAUAAAUGGCUUUCGCGAUUUCCGAUGAUUUUUUGUCGUUGAAAAACUUCUAAAAUAAUAAUUAAUAUGUUACAUUAACUCACAUCAUUACAUCAUAAGAUGUAUAAUAGAUAUAUACGUUAAUUUACUCCAUAUACAUUCAGUUGGUUGUGUCCCAUUCACCCGAAACAUGUUUACCCGAAUGUAACACAUAUCCGAAUGACAUUCACCCGAAUGUAACAAAUACCCGAAUGGACAUUUACCCGUAUGGAUACUUACCCGAAUGCAACGAAUACCCGAAUGAGACAUUUACCCGAAUUCAACAUUUACCCGAAUGGAAUGUAACGAAAAAACGAAGUGUAAUGAUAGAUUGUAAUGAGGAAGUUUGAAAAUGAUUUUGAAGACUUUGCGGUGUCAUUUUUGAAAAUUACCGUAGGCACACUUGACAUGCCGUCUUCUUUCCUUUCCCUAUUGAUUUUCAAGGCCCUAAGAUCAUUGAAAAAUGAGUGUGGGUUAUGGAAUAUUUCGAAAACUAAGCAGGUAACAUUUUAACCUUUUCACUACGAAAACCGCAUAUAUACGCUCUCGCCA